AUGUCUGAUCCACCGACACAAUUAUCUCUUCCUCCAACUCUUCCCUACCCGAUAACGAUCACACGACUACUGGUAUCCAACGGCACGCAAGUCAAGCGAGGAUCUCCACUCCUCGAGUACUCAUUCCUGUCUAAGGAACAGAGGGACGCUAUCGCCAAACGGGAAAAGACAGGUAGGAGAGCAGAUACUAGCAGAGGAGAAGUUGAAGGCAACGAUCGAUCUGGAACUUGGGACUGUUUGAUAGAAGGUGAAGUUGUAAAAUGGGAAAACUGGGCCGCAGUAGGGACGAUAGCCGAAAGAAGACAAGCUGGUCAACCACUAUUGAAUGUUUUCCAACCUUGUUCACAUCCGGUUCAGCUACAUGGAAUGUGUGGAAUCUGCGGUGCUGAUUUGACCGAAGACGACUAUCUCUCUAUUCCCGCUCCGGCUAGUAUAUCAAAUCAAGCUGGACCAUCAAGACAUCCAGGUGGAUUCGAAGUGACUCACGAUUCCAUGGGAGUGACAGUUUCAAAGAAUGAAGCCGAAAGGUUAGAUAAUCUAACUAGAGACGCUCUGUUAUCGACCAGAAGAUUAUCUUUGAUAGUUGAUUUAGAUCAAACUAUCAUACAUACCACUGUUGAUCCAACUGUAGCUGAAUGGAUGGAGGAAAUUGAAUUUGAUCAAAGUUAUAACAAUGUGGAAUCUUCAUCACCUUCGCAAUCUGAGACCAGAUCAACUACGCCACCUUUGUCCCCCACGACUGCAGCAGGAUCAGACGCACCGAAUAUGCGUCCCACAGAAUCGACAACACCACCUACAUCACCUCACAUAGCUAAUCUUGCUUUGCCCAAGAUAUCACCCCCUAGGAGAUCGAAAGAGAAGAAUCCAAAUGCAGUGGCCUUGAAAGAUGUAGCGAAAUUUCAAAUUGCAGAUGAUCUUCCUCCUGGAUAUACCAAACCACGUAGGAGACCAGGCCAGAAAUGGAUCGAAAUGCAAGGUAGAUGGUAUUUCACUAAACCAAGACCUGGAUUACAGAAGUUUCUCGAUGAAAUGUCCGAAUUGUAUGAAAUGCACGUGUACACAAUGGGAACAAGAUCUUACGCAGAUGCGAUUUGUAAUGUUAUUGAUCCAGAUGGUAGGAUCUUCGGUGGAAGGAUAUUAAGUAGGGAUGAGAGUGGAAGUUUCAGUUCGAAAAAUCUCAAAAGACUAUUCCCGACAGAUACUUCUAUGGUAGUGGUCAUUGAUGAUAGAUCAGAUGUGUGGGCAGAUUGUCCAAAUCUAGUCAAGGUCGUACCUUAUGACUUCUUUGUGGGGAUAGGCGAUAUCAACUCCUCUUUCCUUCCCAAAAACAAAUCAACUCCACCACCUUCGCCCACAGCAGGGUCUUCUCAAGCUCCGUCACCAUCAACAACGUCCUCCUCAUCAACUGAAUCCACCCCUCCACCUGCCACGCCAGAGGGCGAUGUACCUUCGGUUGAAGACGGACUCCUGCUGAAGGCGAAGUUGCUGGAUGAUCUUAGCGAGAGUAGGCCUUUAGCGAAAAUGCAAGAACAAUUGGAGCAUGAUACUGAUCUGACAGACGGCUCGAAAGGGUCAGCAAAGGAAGAAAAUGGAUCGACAGACGAAACAAUAAAGGAAACAUCGACGGAACUGAACUAUGCCAUGAGAGAGGAAAACGGCCCUCAAUCACAUGUUUCAAUUCCUACUCAAUCUACAACUCCACCUAAACAGAGAAAGCCAAUACUAAAUCCCAACGAUUAUGAGCUCAUUCGAGUUUCCAACAUCUUACGUGAAGUGCAUAAUAGAUUCUACAGAGCAUACGAUUCUUUGGAAGAUUGGAGUCCCGAGAAAUCCUUGCCUAUGAGCUGCGAUGUCGAAUUCAUUAUUCCUGAACUCAAGUCAAAGGUCCUGGAAGGAUGUAACCUUGUUUUUUCGGGACUUAUUCCCCAAUCUGUAAAUCCUGAGAAUACCGAAAUAUGGCAAAUGGCCGAAACGUUUGGUGCACUUUGUUCGUUAUCUCUUCACCCUCGCAUAACACAUUGUGUGACUGCUAUAUUGAACACCGAAAAGACCUACAGAGCAUCAAAGUUACCUGACGUGAAAAUAGUAUGGGCGAAUUGGUUCUGGGAUAGUGUCGCUUUAUGGCAUCGUCAAAGAGAAGAUAGAUACCUUGCCAAAAAGCUCGAUGAAGACAUACCAUCCAUGUCUUCUACCUCAACCUCGUCGCAGAUUGGCACAGUCAACGAAGGGACUUCUGAUGGUGAAGAUGAAAACGAUGUCAAUGAAGAGAAGAACACCGGUGAUGGGGAAGAAGGUGGGAAUGCGGAUGAACAUGAAGAUAUGGAUGAUGAUCAAAAUGUCGGAACAGGUUGGGACGAAGGUGCAGAUGCUGAAUGGGAAGCAUUCAUGGCUGAAGAUGAUGAUGAAGCUUCUGAGAGAGGUAGUAUAAGGUCCAUCGAUAGUGUUCCCUCCACACCAAGCAAGAAACGAGUGAGGUAUGCGGAUGAGGAGAGUUUACCCUUGGAGGUUUUUAAGGACCCUUCGCCGACGCAUCCAGACGAUCCAGCACCUAAAAGGCGAAAACCACUCUUACUAGAAGCUCCAGCAGAAAGUGACCUAGUACCGGAACAAAAUCGAUUCGAAUACAAAGUAUUUGCCAAGGGUAAGGCCAAACCUGAAAGUCAAGAGCAAGAUCAAAGAAUAUCCGCAGAAGAGCCAGAAAACGAAAUUGAUGCGCAAAGUAUUGCUGGAACGGAAGGUACAGAAGGGGAGGGCACGGAAGAGGAUGAGUUUGCUAUGAUGCUCAUGGACAGUCUAGCUAAUGAUGAAGAGGCGGAGGAAGACGAAGGAGAAUAA
Molecule: messenger RNA, 2835 nt
Organism: Kwoniella shivajii
Lineage: Eukaryota; Fungi; Basidiomycota; Tremellomycetes; Tremellales; Cryptococcaceae
Exons: 13
Coding region: 1-2835 (944 amino acids)
Cellular component (GO): nucleus
Molecular function (GO): RNA polymerase II CTD heptapeptide repeat phosphatase activity
Source: RefSeq, a predicted model, not a curated record